Molecule: messenger RNA, 1759 nt
Organism: Lycium ferocissimum
Lineage: Eukaryota; Viridiplantae; Streptophyta; Magnoliopsida; Solanales; Solanaceae
Product: benzaldehyde dehydrogenase, mitochondrial-like
Exons: 11
Coding region: 119-1720 (533 amino acids)
Molecular function (GO): aldehyde dehydrogenase (NAD+) activity
Source: RefSeq, a predicted model, not a curated record
CCCAUUAAUUUUAAAAGAUUAGAAUUCAAAAUCUGUAAGCUUAAAUCGUGACUCUGCCUAUAUUAAGUUCUCCCAUCUCCAUCUCCUCUCUACUAAGUAUUCUCUUACCGCCAGCUGCAUGGCUAUGGCUACUCAACGGCUCUUUUCUCUGCUUCAUUCCUCCUUUCUUCGCUCGUCAAGUAAAUCCCCCAAGUACUGGAAAAAUGGUAUCAAAAGGUUUUGCAGCAGCGCCAUGGUGCAUGAAGAACCUAUCACUCCACCUGUUGAUGUUAAAUACAAUCAGCUUCUCAUUAAUGGACAGUUUAUUGAUGCAGCCUCAGGAAAGACGUUUCCUACAUUUGACCCUCGAACAGGGGAGACCAUUACUAUGGUUGCGGAGGCUGACACUGAAGAUGUCAACCGUGCAGUCUCUGCUGCCCGUAAAGCGUUUGAUGAAGGACCGUGGCCUAAAAUGACUGCUUAUGAAAGAUCAUGUAUAAUGUUGCGGUUUGCCGAUUUGCUUGAGAAGCACAGUGAUGAACUUGCAGCACUUGAAACUUGGGAUAACGGAAAGCCUUAUGAACAAGCUGCAAAUGAAGAAAUACCGAUGCUCAUACGGCUUUUCAGAUACUAUGCUGGUUGGGCUGAUAAAAUUCAUGGCCUUACAGCUCCUGCUGACAGUUUGCACCAUGUUCAGACCUUGCAUGAACCGAUUGGUGUUGCAGGGCAGAUAAUACCUUGGAAUUUUCCACUACUAAUGUUCGCUUGGAAAGUUGGCCCUGCACUUGCUUGUGGUAACACAGUUGUAUUAAAACCUGCAGAACAGACACCACUCUCUGCCCUGUAUGUGUCAAAAUUAUUCCAUGAGGUUGGACUUCCCCCUGGAGUCUUGAAUGUUAUUCCUGGAUUCGGUAGUGUAGGUGCAGCUCUUGCCAGUCAUAUGGAUGUCGAUAAGCUUGCUUUUACAGGAUCCACAGAAACUGGUAAGUCUGUACUAAGUGCAGCUGCAGAGAGCAACCUAAAGCCAGUGACAUUGGAGCUCGGAGGAAAAUCUCCUUUCAUCAUUUGUGAAGAUGCAGACAUUGAUAAAGCUGUUGAGUUGGCUCAUUCUGCCGUUUUCUUUAAUCAGGGACAAUGUUGCUGUGCUGGAUCACGGACAUUUGUACAUGAAAGAGUAUAUGAUGAAUUUGUGGAGAAAGCCAAGGCCCGAGCUUUAAAACGUGUAGUUGGAGACCCUUUCAAGAAGGGAGUUGAACAAGGUCCCCAGAUUGAUAACGAGCAAUUUGAGAAGAUCCUUAAGUACAUAAAGUCUGGUACUGAAAGCGGGGCUACUCUCGAGUCUGGAGGGGAAAAAUUGGGUUCCAAGGGAUUCUAUGUCCAACCUACUGUCUUCUCAAAUGUCGAGGAUACCAUGCUGAUUGCCAAAGAUGAGAUAUUUGGACCAGUGCAGUCCCUCUUGAAAUUCAAGGAUGUUGAAGAGGUCAUUCGAAGGGCAAACUCGUCACAUUAUGGAUUGGCGGCGGGUGUUUUUACACAGAACAUAGAUGCGGCAAACAGAAUAUCUCGAGCCCUUCGAGUAGGGACAGUGUGGGUUAACUGCUUUAACAUAUUUGAUGCUGCCAUUCCUUUUGGUGGUUAUAAGAUGAGUGGACAUGGAAGAGAAAAGGGAGUCUACAGCCUUAAUAACUACUUGCAAGUCAAAGCUGUUGUUACCCCUCUGAAGGAUCCAGCAUGGCUGUAGUUUUUUUCCCCUUGUUUGUGAUGAUGCCUUUGAUGUGUG